UUUUUUUUUCUUUCUCUCGCUCAUAUUUCUAUUUAUUUUACUUUUUAUUUUUUUAUUUUUAGUUUUAUCUUUACUUUCCUGGUUUCAAUCCCAUUAUGACGAAAAGAUUAGCAAGUCAUGCAGGUAGCUGGUAUAGUGAUUCAAAAAGUCGAUUAAACAAGGAACUGGAACAAUAUUUGAACAAUGUGCCUACUACAACCGAAAAAGGAGUUGGUUAUCCUAUCGAUCAAGUUAGAGCCAUCAUUGCACCACACGCGGGAUAUACUUAUAGUGGACCUACAGCAGCUUAUGCUUAUAAAUGUAUUGAUGUUGGUACAAUUCGACGUGUCUUUCUAUUGGGACCUUCUCAUCAUGUCUAUUUGGAUGGAUGUGCUUUAUCGAAAUGUGAUAGUUAUGAAACACCAUUAGGCAAUUUAGAAUUAGAUAAACAAGUGAUUUCUGAUUUGUAUGAUACUGGUCAAUUCUCAUGGAUGAGCACAGAAGUGGAUGAAGAAGAACAUAGUAUUGAAAUGCAUCUUCCUUAUACAUAUAAGAUCUUUGAAGAAAAAACACAAGAUAUCAAGAUUGUACCUAUUCUUGUUGGAUCGAUUGGAUUGGUUAAGGAAAAGAUGUAUGGUCAAGUGAUAUCCAAAUAUCUUGAGGACCCAAGUAAUUUAUUCAUCAUCUCAUCGGACUUUUGUCAUUGGGGACGUCGAUUCAAUUACAAUUAUGAUAUGGGGAAAGAGAUACCGAUUCAUGAAGCGAUACGUAAAUUGGAUGAUGAAGGUAUGAAAGCCAUUGAAUCAAUGAAUGUGAAUGAUUUUUCUGAUUAUUUGAUAAGAACAAGAAAUACUAUUUGUGGACGACAUCCUAUUGCAGUAUUGAUGGCAGGAUUGGAACAUUUAAAAGAAUAUGAUAAAAAAAUAGAAUUUAUAAAAUAUGAUCAAAGUAAUCGUUGUUAUACAAUAAAAGAUAGUAGUGUUAGUUAUGCUAGUGGUUUUGUAACUAUUAUGAAGAAAUAAAAAUAAAAAAAAAGGAAUCAAUUUUAUGUCUAGUUUUCUUUAAAAUGAUUUCAAAUUGACUGAUUGUCUUAGAUCC
This is a messenger RNA of Halteromyces radiatus, 1077 nucleotides long. RefSeq names its product MEMO1 family. The record is from RefSeq and is a predicted model, not a curated record. Bases 96 to 1001 code for a protein of 301 amino acids. The transcript has 6 exons. NCBI's taxonomy places the organism in Eukaryota, Fungi, Mucoromycota, Mucoromycetes, Mucorales, Cunninghamellaceae.